UUGAUAGAUGCAGACACUAUUCGAAAUUAAAAUUCAAGUUGGGCCAACCGCAUCUAAUUCAUCUAAUUAUUUCCUCACAUCGAACACACGCAAUUGAAAUUGUGAGAAGACAAUGGCUUCUAAGGAACUUUUAUGUCUUCUUUUCGUCUCUUUCUUUGCCUUGGUAGGUACUACCCACUGUAACUACGACAGUGAUUGUUCCAUUGAUAAGAAAUGUUGUGCCUAUAAUGUUUGUAGACGGCAAUGUUCUACCUGUUUGUAUGACUACCAAUGUGGAUCGAACAAACAAUGUUGUAAUAGCAUAUGUAUCAGUAGUUCCUCUUCUUGUUCCUGUUCGUACGACAACCAAUGUGGAUGGGGCAAGAAAUGCUGUAAUAAAAAAUGCAUUAGUAGUUCGUCUUCUUGUUCCUGUUCAUACGACCACCAAUGUGACAGUGGCGAGCAGUGCUGUAAUAGCAAAUGCAUCAGUAAAUCGUCUUCUUGUUCCUGCACGUACGACUACGAAUGUGACAUUGGAGAGGAUUGUUGUGAGGGAGUUUGUUCCUCAUACUGUGGUUGGAGCGGUGGAGCUAUUGCAGGCGCUAUUAUCGGCACGAUUAUCCUCUUGGCCAUCAUCAUUUCCAUCGUAUCCUGCUGCUGCUGCUGUGCUUGUUGUCCGUACUACCGCUAUCGUACACCCGGUACUGUGGUCGUCACCGGCCAACCGCAACAACAAAUGGUCUCAACCCACAUGAUGACGACGCAACAAGUACAUGCUCCUCCGCCGUUGAACUACAUCCCGCCUUCUCCAGAUGGAUACAACCAGCCUCCUCCAACAGGUUACAGCCAGUCUCCUCCAGCUGGUUACUACCAGCAUCCUCCAGGUUUCAAUCAGGCUCCUCCGCCUCACUCAAGCUGUCCACCACUAACAAACUAAUAUGCUCCAGCGCCUGGAAUAAGCGAAAGCGGCGCCGAUGCCAGCAGCAGUAAACACCGAACAACCGAACGAGAUGUAAUUAUAGUAACUUGCAAGGGAACUUCUCCAAGCACAUCACUCUUCCGGUGAAAUAAUAAGUACUUUUGGUUUAUAGUUUCCAUUUACAUGGAUAUAAACGUAGUCAAGUUACUAAAUGUUAUCCGUGUAUUUUUUUUAAGGAUAGUUUUAAAGAUUUAAGUUAGGGAAUAGGUUCUCUCAUCUUAAAUUAUCUUAUACUAUUCUUAGCCGGCAGGAUCUGCACGCCGUACAUUUGCAAAUUUGACCAUCUAUCUCGCCUUUGAGGUUCAAAGAAAAACAAAAGCUAGAGACAGAUUUCUUCUGGAGAGAGAUGAGUCUGGUUAUUUGCAUUAAUUUUCCACAAUGAAUAUUGUAUUCUUAGAAAUGUAGUUACAUUUUUAGUGUCAUAUUAAACCCAUCUGGCUGUAUUUAA
Messenger RNA from Pocillopora damicornis (cauliflower coral), 1406 nucleotides. RefSeq lists its product as uncharacterized. The record is from RefSeq and is a predicted model, not a curated record. Lineage: Eukaryota; Metazoa; Cnidaria; Anthozoa; Scleractinia; Pocilloporidae.